CAAUGAAGUGGCUGGGGUGGGCGGGGACAGUUCAAACGGACGGGCGGCCGGCGGAGAGCGGCGCCAUGGUGAAGCCGCCCUGCGCCAUGGCAAUGAGCGACUUCGACUCCUCUGACGACGAGACUGCUGAGGAGGAGCUGAGGCCGCUCCCUGUCUCCUGGUUGCCUUUGUCUCCUGUCUACUCUUCCGAGUUCCUGGGAUUAUGUUCCCUUCCAGGUUGCAGGUUUAAGGAUGUCAGAAGAAAUCUUCAGAAAGAUAUAGAAGAACUAAAGAAUUAUGGGACCCAGGAUAUAUUUGUGCUUUGUACCAGAGGAGAGCUCUUAAAAUACAGAGUGCCAAACCUUAUAGAUGCCUACCAACAGCAUGGGAUCUGUGUGCACCACUAUCCUAUCCCAGAUGGGGACGCUCCUGACAUUGCCAAGUGCUGCAAAAUUCUGGAAGAGCUCAGAAGCUGCUUGGAAAGUAACCGGAAAACAAUCAUACACUGUUACAGUGGUCUCGGGCGCUCAUGUCUCGUAGCUGCGUGUCUCCUGCUUCAGCUUUUGGACACGCUGGCGCCUCAGCAAGUGAUAGACAGCCUCAGGAACUUGAGGGGAUCUGGAGCGAUACAGACCAUCAAGCAGUACAAUUACCUCCAUGAGUUUCGGGAGAACCUAGCCACACAUCUGGCAACAAAGGAUACAACAUUGAGAUCAGUAUCGCGAUAAUGCACGCUAGCAUGGUGCACCUUUGUCCACGUGGAUGCGGCAGACACCUGGGCAAGACACCUCGCUCCUGACCUUUACGGUUUCUCAUUGCUACUGCCUGUGUGAUACAACUGCUCGCUUCCAAAUCUGCAUGUCUAAUGUUGGGGUGGGGGAAGGAAAUCCUACAGGACAUGCAGCAUCUGCCUCUAUUUAGCAGCCUUUAAUACUCACUGCCUUAAAAAUACAUUUUAUUGGUGUUCA
Molecule: messenger RNA, 947 nt
Organism: Falco peregrinus (peregrine falcon)
Lineage: Eukaryota; Metazoa; Chordata; Aves; Falconiformes; Falconidae
Gene: CDKN3
Product: cyclin dependent kinase inhibitor 3
Exons: 8
Coding region: 3-707 (234 amino acids)
Biological process (GO): protein dephosphorylation
Cellular component (GO): nucleus
Molecular function (GO): protein tyrosine phosphatase activity
Source: RefSeq, a predicted model, not a curated record